GAGAGGGUCGCCAUCCUUGGGGAGACAAGUCUGAAUGCUGUAGAAGAGGACACUACAAGUACUCUAACCCAUUUAUAACGUCGCCGCCAGUCCUGGCUUUACUACCGCUUCGGUCUUACGACUUUUCUCUCCUUCUUCUUCCUUUCUCUUUCCUCUUCUUUCCUCUUUCACCACCACCACCACCACCACCACACACACACACACACCACCUCCACCACCUUAACCGCCACUAACCACUACUCUCUUCUCUUCCCCUCUCAUCCCUCUCUCCCUUCCGCCCUUUACUCCCGCCUAUUUUCUACUACUUGGUGCUAUCUCCAACGCAACACUCUAACCUUCUCUGUCCUCCCUGCCCAUAAUGUCGCGGACAAGAGUUUUGCUCGUCGGUGCCGCCGGUGAAACUGGUGGUUCCAUCGCCAACGGUCUGCUGGAGAACCCGGUUUUUGAACUCUACGCUCUCGUCCGUCACCGAUCCGUCCAGAAACCCGCCAUCGUCUCUCUGCAGGAACGAGGUGUCCAAAUCCGCAAAUGCGACCUCAAGGGCCCCGAAGAGGCCCUCGCCAAUGCUCUCCAGGGUAUCGACAUUGUCAUCAGCUGUGUCGGCCCGGCUGAGCAGCAAGAUCAGAUCCCUCUCGCCAAAGCCGCAAAGAAGGUUGGCGUCAAGCGUUUCGUUCCCUGCGGUUUCAUCACGGUCGCCCCUGCCGGUGGAAUCAUGUGGCUGAGAGAUGAGAAAGAAACCGUCUACAACCACAUUAAGCAACUCCACCUGCCCUACACCAUCGUCGAUGUCGGUUGGUGGUACCAGCUCUCCUACCCUCGUCUUGAAUCUGGCCGGGUCGACUACGCCAUGACCACAGCCAACAAUGAGCUCGUGGGCGACGGUGACAUUCCGACCGCCAUCACAGACCUGAGAGACAUUGGUCGCUACAUGGCCCGCAUCAUCCUCGAUGACCGCACUUUGAACAAGAUGGUUUUUGCCUACAACACUGUUGUCACCCAGAACCAGAUCUACGACAUUCUCGAGGAUAUUAGUGAGGAGAAAAUUAACCGCAACUAUAUCUCGGAGGAAAUGGUCUACAAUCGGGUUCUCGCAGCCAGACAGUCCAGUGAAACAUACCCCUUCGACCCUGUCAAAUUCAUCCCGCGAUAUCUCGCCGAAUACCAGCUGUCAUGGGGUCUCCGCGGUGACAACACCCCCGACUUUGCCAAGUACUUGGGUUACCUGACCUCCAAGGAACUCUACCCUGACUUCCAACCCACCGAUUUCAAGGAUUAUCUCCAGAGUGUCAUUGGCGGUACGGCCAAGGGUGUCUACACCGAUCGGAUCAUCUCCAGAGCCCACCAGCGGGCAUUCCCUCGAUCCGAGUCGAGCGACUCUCUAUACACUCGCAUCUUCCCUCGAACCGAAUCUAGUGAUUCCCUCUACAUGUCCAGAUAGAACUUCGUUCCAGGAAUAGCCGUUCGUCGAUCCACAUGGGUUCUUUAUCCCCCUUCCGCAAAUAUGAUGUAUUUAUGAGUCU
Messenger RNA from Aspergillus glaucus CBS 516.65, 1520 nucleotides. Its product is annotated as aromatic alcohol reductase. The record is from RefSeq and is a predicted model, not a curated record. NCBI's taxonomy places the organism in Eukaryota, Fungi, Ascomycota, Eurotiomycetes, Eurotiales, Aspergillaceae. The coding region runs from base 359 to 1438 and encodes 359 amino acids. Gene Ontology annotation, molecular function: oxidoreductase activity. The transcript is spliced from 4 exons.